Molecule: messenger RNA, 2129 nt
Organism: Drosophila guanche
Lineage: Eukaryota; Metazoa; Arthropoda; Insecta; Diptera; Drosophilidae
Product: serine protease persephone
Exons: 7
Coding region: 330-2105 (591 amino acids)
Biological process (GO): proteolysis
Molecular function (GO): serine-type endopeptidase activity
Source: RefSeq, a predicted model, not a curated record
UUGUUUCGGCGUUGAGCUACCGAUCGGUCGCCCCAGUCAGCCUUUCCAUCAUACAUUUCGCUCCGUGUCCAACGAGAGUUUCGUUCUGCGAUAGCCACCGGUUUUCAGCAUUGUUGAUCGUCUCUUGGUUUAUUUUUAUUUUGUAUUCUUCUUUUUAUUUGUAUUUUUUUUUGCUGUGCUGUGCUGCGCUUUGUUUGUGCUUUUCUUUUCAAUUGAGUUUUGUGCCUGAUUGCUUUAUACCGAGCCCGCGCCAGGCUGUGCCAGUAAUUAUUUCGUUAUCAAAAACCGAAAAAAAGGUCGUGUCAAAGGAGCUCCAGCUGCGGUGAGAGAUGUUCGCCCCGCUGCUUUGGGGCCUCCUUCUGCUCGGCAGUUGUGGCCUGAACACAGCAGGCGAGGAAGGCGAAGAAUGCAUGGUGAAGGAGAACUGGCCGGGCAUCUGCCGCUCCUCAUCCACCUGCGAGCCCUUCGUCGACGGCUACAUCAAGUCGGGCAUCCUCACCAUCAGCGAAGUGCCCAGCUGUGGCCUCGGGCCGCGCGAGGAGAUCAUCUGCUGCCCCACAAAGCCCUGCUGCCCCAAUGACCAAAGCUCGAAAGGAACAGCAGCAGCAGCAGCACCUUCAUCCUCGACUCUACCCGACACAAGCCCAGAGCAGAGCCGGGAGAGUAGGCUGGAUCGGAGCGACAGCUUCUUCGACUUCAAUCAGAUGCUCAGCACGCCCCGGAGCCUCGUGCCUCAGCAGCCCACGGGCAGGGUAGAGGGCAGAACCCACGAGGCCAUGCGAACGCAGCCAGAGCCAUUCCAGAGCAUAGGACACUGGGGAGUCGCUCCUCUUCCAGCAACGACAACUGCCACGCCACGAUCCGUGGGCCCUUGGGGUUGGAAUGCAGCGGGAGCGCCCAGAAUAGUCAACAAGCCGCUGACGAUACCCGAUCCAAGGUUUAGAGAACAUCAGCACCGAGGAAACCGGCGAGGAUCCGGCAAUAAUCUGAUCCAAGUGGUCAACGAGAGGCUCCGUCAGCAGGGGAUGCAAAUAGAGGCCGCCAGGGAGGUGGAAGCACUGUCGCCGUCCCCACUGAUGCCGCUGGUCGAUCCAUUUGCGCCUUUCCGCUUCCAGGCAAAGGAACAGCCAGGCAGCAGCAUCGUUCCUUCGGAGGCAUCAAGGCUGCCGUUCGGCAUUGCGGAGACAACGUCCACGGCCCGACCACCCGUCUCGGCCACACCCAACUCUCGCGUGGAUGUGCCGCAGGAGCGUCCGUCGGUGGUGGCCUGCAAGAGGAUACAAAGCCGCUUCGGGGAGAACAGACUGACGGUGCACAUCCUGGAGGGCAUUCCCGUCAAUCCCGGCGUCUAUCCGCACAUGGUGGCCAUUGCGUACAGCACCUUUGGUGCACCUCCCGAGUAUCGUUGCGGCGGCUCCCUGAUCUCCAGUCGGUUCGUCCUCACCGCCGCCCACUGCGUUAACAGCGAGGAAAACAAUCCCGUCUUCGUUCGCCUGGGCACCGUGAAUAUCGUGAAUCCCGCACAGCAAUAUCAGGACAUUGGCUUGAGAAAUAUUACCAUUCAUCCGAACUACGUCAGCAGCAGCAAGUACAAUGACAUUGCCCUGCUGGAGCUGGAGGAGGAGGUUAAUUUCGCGAACAACAGCAACAUUUUUCCUGCGUGCCUGCACACAGACCCAAAGGAUCCGCCACUCAGCUCCAAGCUCUUUGUGGCCGGCUGGGGAACCAUGAACUUGACCAGUCGCUCCAGGUCCAAGGUCCUGUUGCGUGCCCCACUUGACCUGGUGCCGCUGGACAAGUGCAACGAGUCGUUUGCCGAGCAGCCGAGCACCGUGCGUGCCCUGAAGCAGGGUGUCAUCGAUUCGCUGAUGUGUGCGGCGGACACCAAGCAUCUGAAGGCGGAUGCCUGCCAGGGCGACUCCGGGGGUCCGCUCAUCUUGGACAUCAAUGUCGAGGACGGACUGUACUCCAUAGUGGGCAUCAUCUCGUCUGGGUUCGGGUGUGCCACCAAGACGCCGGGUCUCUACACACGAGUGGCCUCCUUUCUGGACUACAUCGAGGAGAUUGUCUGGCCGGGCAAUGUUCUGGGCACGGGCGGGAUAUGAGCCAAUAAAUUGAAGACCACGAAA